GGUGUAUUUCGUAUUUGUACAACCAGGUUCACGGAAAGGCGCAAACCCUGAUAUAUUUGUUUCUAUUGCGUCUAAAUCUACGGAACGAUGAGACCAACUGUGCAAGAUGAAAUGGAGGAUGAUUUGAUUGCUGAGGAAGAGAAUAAGCUCAUCAAUGAGGAGUACAAAACAUGGAAAAAGAACGCUCCUUACCUGUAUGACAUGGUUAUCACCCAUGCAUUUGAUUGGCCAAGUCUCACUUGUCAGUGGUUCCCAGACAAAGAAUCGCCGCCAAAUAAGCCAUACACUGUUCAUCGUCUUCUCCUCGGCACUCACACGUCCGGCCAGGCUCAGGAUUACCUUCGAAUCGCGACUGUCCAGAUACCUAAACGUGAGGGUGUGUCUGCCGACAAGCUCGAUCGCGCAGACUACGACGAUGAGCGCGGAGAGCUUGGCGGACACACUAUCCCACCACAACCUCGCAUUCAGAUUACCCAAAGAAUCAAUCAUGACGGCGAAGUCAACAAGGCUCGAUACAUGCCCCAGAACCCAGAUCUGAUAGCGACGAAAGCCAUUUCUGGGGAGGUCCUCGUGUUUGAUCGUACAAAGCAUUCAAGUGAGCCAGAAAGGGGAGGCGUGUGCAAGCCUGACAUACGUUUGGUGGGACAGCAAAAGGAAGGCUAUGGUUUGGCUUGGAAUCCCGCGAAGGCUGGUCACGUCUUGGGUGCUUCAGAAGAUAUGACGGUCUGUCAUUGGGAUAUUAACUCCUACACUAAAGCGAAAAAUACGAUUGAGCCCACCACCGUGUUUAGAGGCCAUACAUCUGUGGUCGGGGAUGUGGAUUGGCAUUCAACUAAAGAAAACAUACUGGCCAGUGUGGGAGAUGACAAGAUGCUAUUGAUCUGGGACACAAGGACGCCAACUGAUGCCGUGACAAAAGUUCAAGCUCACGAACGAGAAGUUCUCUCAUGCGCUUUCAGUCCUGCUAGAGAACAUUUGAUGAUCACAGGGAGCGCGGAUAAGACCAUCAUUCUCCACGACAUCAGGUCGCCCACCAAAAAGCUACACGUCUUCGAGUCUCAUACGGACGAAGUAUUACACCUGGCGUGGUCGCCACACGAUGAUGCCAUCUUUGCAUCAGCAUCUAGCGACAGGAGGAUCAAUAUAUGGGACAUAUCCCAGAUUGGUGUCGAGCAAACUCCAGAUGACCAGGAAGAUGGGCCUCCAGAGCUCAUGUUUGUUCACGGAGGUCACACAACCCGUCCCAGCGACCUUUGCUGGGCACCUGGCAUAGAUGAGAACUGGACACUCUCGAGCACUUCAGAAGAUAACGUCGUAAUGGUCUGGCAACCCACUAUGCGAGUGUGGGCGGGCGAUGAAGUGAAAAUUGAUGAAACAGAAUUGGAGGGCGAGGCUAUGGAAGGCGUAGAGACUGCAGCAGCCCUGGAGGGUGCCAAAAGUGCCAACGCAAGUGGUGCAACGAGUGCGCGGAGCCAGAGUAUGAGUAUAAGUGCAACUGCCAGUGUUUCAGGAGGUGAUGGAGAGGAAGAAGAUAGUUAAUGUAUCUGAGUAUGUGUUUUUUAAAGUGUCGUGUGCUAUCCACAACGGCAAACCCUGUAACCGUUGAUAUACAAAACAGAUUGUAAAAUGAAUGACGAAUCUCGAAAAGCCGUGUGCAAUACAAUGUGGUGACAUGCCUAUGUUCCACCCAG
Molecule: messenger RNA, 1691 nt
Organism: Serpula lacrymans var. lacrymans S7.9
Lineage: Eukaryota; Fungi; Basidiomycota; Agaricomycetes; Boletales; Serpulaceae
Exons: 10
Coding region: 88-1539 (483 amino acids)
Biological process (GO): regulation of gene expression
Cellular component (GO): cytoplasm; Rpd3L complex; nucleus
Molecular function (GO): histone binding
Source: RefSeq, a predicted model, not a curated record